This is a messenger RNA of Suillus subaureus, 435 nucleotides long. RefSeq lists its product as uncharacterized. Gene Ontology annotation, cellular component: membrane. Gene Ontology annotation, molecular function: protein C-terminal S-isoprenylcysteine carboxyl O-methyltransferase activity. The record is from RefSeq and is a predicted model, not a curated record. The coding region runs from base 1 to 435 and encodes 144 amino acids. The transcript has a single exon. NCBI's taxonomy places the organism in Eukaryota, Fungi, Basidiomycota, Agaricomycetes, Boletales, Suillaceae. Gene Ontology annotation, biological process: C-terminal protein methylation.
AUGCCAAUCACCCCCGCUUUCCUUGUCGGCAGUAUUGCUGUCGCGAUUGGCGGCGUGUUGAGGCUUUAUUGUAUCUCGACGCUAGGAAAGUUUUGGAGCUUCCAGCUCAGCGUCAGAAAAGAGCACAGACUUGUGACAAGCGGGCCGUACUCGGUGGUGCGCCACCCAAGUUACACUGGUCUCCUUCUCCAAAGUGCGGGGUUCGCCGUCAUGCACGGAAGUCAAGGAUCGUGGAUGAGGCAAUCUGGAAUCUUACAAGUGCCUUUCAUUAAAGUAUUAACAGUGACUAGCUUUUUCGUGUUUAUCACAUUAGCCACUUGGGGUUCCAUCAGCCGACCUGCGGUGGAGGACGAGAUGUUGCGACGUGCUCUUGGAGAAGAAUGGGAGAACUGGGCAAAGGAAGUGAGAUACCGGCUUAUUCCUGGAGUUUAUUGA